Messenger RNA from Exophiala mesophila, 4356 nucleotides. RefSeq lists its product as uncharacterized. Gene Ontology annotation, molecular function: microfilament motor activity; actin filament binding; ATP binding. Gene Ontology annotation, cellular component: actin cytoskeleton; cytoplasm; vesicle. The record is from RefSeq and is a predicted model, not a curated record. Lineage: Eukaryota; Fungi; Ascomycota; Eurotiomycetes; Chaetothyriales; Herpotrichiellaceae. The transcript has a single exon. Gene Ontology annotation, biological process: vesicle transport along actin filament; actin filament organization. The coding region runs from base 1 to 4014 and encodes 1337 amino acids.
AUGCUGCUCCACGAACGCAGUCCAGACACUUCGCCCUUCAAUGGUGCAUCUCAACGACACUACGCCUUCAACAGAUCCUAUAAUUCAGAUAUGUCCAUGCCAUCGCCCGUUUCACCAUCUCGAACAACAAAGUCCCUCCUCUUCGGUUCUCCCGCGCCCACAUCUCCCAUCCGCCAUGAACGACAACAGUCCUAUUCUCCCUCUACUUCCAUGAGCUCGGUCCCUGCACAUGUCCGUACCAACUCCCUUCAGCGACAAUCGAGCACCUCGAGCACGUUUGCCCCGAAAUUCAUCAAGUCGGAGGAAAUGAAGCAGAGUGAAGAACGCAUUUCCGCUAUCGAGGGCGAAAAUGACUUUUCUGGAAAGAGAUAUGUCUGGGUCAAGGAUCUCGAGAAAGCCUUUGUGCGAGGUUGGAUCACAGAAGACCUACCCCACGACCGUGUCAUAGUCCAGUUCGACAGUGGCGCACAGCUGGAAACACAUGUUGACGAAGUCGAUAAAGUCAACCCAGCCAAGUUUGACAAGGCUGAUGAUAUGGCGGAACUCACUCACCUCAACGAGGCCUCUGUCAUUCACAAUCUCCACACUCGAUAUCAAUCCGAUCUCAUCUACACAUACUCAGGGUUGUUCUUGGUUACCAUCAAUCCUUAUUGCCCUCUUCCCAUAUAUGGCAAUGACUACAUACGGAUGUACAAGGGCCAGGCCAGAGAAGACACUCGCCCACACAUUUUCGCCGUUUCUGAUGCAGCCUUUCGUCGCUUGGUCGAAGAAGGUGAAAACCAAAGCAUCCUCGUCACUGGUGAAUCUGGUGCUGGCAAAACUGAGAAUACAAAGAAGGUCAUUCAGUAUCUGGCCGCUGUCGCCACUUCUGAUUUCGACACUCCAAUCACAGGGAGAACACCAGGAAAGCAGCUUUCGAAUCUCUCACAACAGAUCCUGCGAGCAAAUCCAAUUCUUGAGUCCUUUGGUAAUGCUCAGACGGUCCGGAACAAUAACUCGUCUCGAUUCGGCAAAUUUAUCAGGAUUCAGUUUACCCGCUCUGGUCAAAUCGCCGGGGCGUUUAUUGAUUGGUACCUUCUGGAAAAGUCGAGGGUUGUCAGAGUGAGCCAGCAGGAGCGAAGCUACCACAUUUUCUACCAAUUGCUUGCCGGGGCCGAUAAGCGUAUGCGUGAUGCCCUCCUCAUUUCCGGAAUGGACGUUGAGAAUUUUGGGUACACAAGGAUGGGCAAUGAUACAAUUGGUGGAGUGUCAGACUGUGAUGAGUGGAAUCUGCUCAUAGAAGCAUUCCAUGUCAUGAACUUCUCUGAUAAAGAUCAAAUGGCCAUCUUUCGGACGAUUGCGGCAAUUCUUCAUCUUGGAAAUGUUGCUGUGAGGCAAGAGUCCCGCGCCGGAGAUCAGGCAUCCUUGACCGAUGAUGCGAAAGCCUCUAUUGACAAAGCCUGUAAGUUGAUGGGAGUUCAGACAGAGCCUUUCAUCAAGGGUCUUCUGCACCCAAAGGUUAAGGCCGGCCGAGAAUGGGUGGAAAAGGUUCAAACUCCGGAGCAGGUCAGAUUGGCCAUCGACGCCCUCGCCAAGGGCAUCUACGAGCGUGGCUUUGGCAAUCUAGUCUCAAAAAUCAACACGCAACUCGAUCGUGGAGGAGUCAGCAGCGACGACAGCCAAUUCAUCGGCGUGCUCGACAUUGCUGGAUUUGAAAUCUUUGAGAACAACAGCUUCGAACAGCUGUGCAUUAACUACACCAACGAAAAGCUGCAGCAGUUCUUUAACCAUUACAUGUUUGUUCUCGAACAGGAAGAAUAUGCUCGCGAGCAGAUUGAAUGGCAAUUCAUAGAUUUCGGCAAAGAUCUACAGCCCACGAUCGACCUGAUUGAAUUGCCAAACCCAAUCGGCAUCUUUUCUUGUCUAGAUGAGGAUUCCGUUAUGCCAAAAGCCACGGACAAGUCCUUCACAGACAAGUUGCAUUCUCUGUGGGAGAAGAAAACUCCCAAAUACGCACCUGCGAGAACCCGGCAAGGGUUCAUCCUCACUCAUUACGCUGCAGAAGUCGAGUACUCGACUGAGGGUUGGCUUGAGAAGAACAAAGACCCUCUCAAUGACAACCUCACGAGAUUGCUUGGCGGGUCAAAGGAUGAACAUAUCGCCAACCUCUUCAGUGACUGUGUCGAAGAUCUUGACGAACCAUAUAGCCCUCGAAGUCGAGUCAAGAAAGGUCUGUUCCGGACCGUGGCUCAAAGACACAAGGAACAGCUCAGCAGCCUCAUGAGACAACUACAUUCGACCCAACCUCACUUUGUUCGCUGUAUUCUUCCAAAUCACAAGAAGAAGCCUAAGCAGUUCAAUGCGCCUUUGGUUCUGGACCAACUUCGAUGCAACGGUGUCCUGGAAGGCAUACGCAUUGCUCGAACAGGAUUUCCCAACCGUCUCACAUUCGCAGAAUUUCGUUCAAGAUACGAAGUCCUGUGUCAGAACAUGCCUAAAGGAUAUCUCGGUGGUCAAGAGGCUGCCCGAAUUAUGCUCGAUCGCCUCAAGAUGGAUGCAGCCAAUUAUCGGGUUGGAUUGACCAAAGUGUUCUUCCGAGCUGGUGUGCUGGCUGACCUUGAGGAGCAACGAGACAAUCUAAUCCGUGAUAUCAUGUCACGGUUUCAGUCCUUGAGUCGAGGAUUUAUGCAGCGACGGGUUGCUUUCAAACAAUUAUACCGUGCAGAGGCUACGAGAGUGAUACAGCGGAAUCUGAACGUCUACCUUGACCUACAGGCAAACCCCUGGUGGCGUCUUUUUGUUCGUAUGAAGCCAUUGUUGGGAGCUACACGAACGGCGAGUGAAGUCAAGAAGCGAGAUGAGAAAAUCGAGCAGCUAAACGCACGUCUACGGCAAGACGCUGUGGACAGGCAGAGGGCAGAGGACGAACGACGGCGCGCAGAGAUUGAAGUCCAGAGAAUCCAGAAGACACUGGAAGCUGAGCGAGAGCUUGUUCUGGAUAAGGAGGAGAUUUUCAAACGCCUCCAAUUCCGUGAGAAUGAGCUCAGUGAAAAGCUUGCAGAUGCCAUUACCGAGCAAGAAACCCUUGAAGAUCAACUUGACGCUGCAAUGGACUCGAAAAAAAAGGUGGAAGAAGAACUCGCCACACGGCGUGAGCAGGUUCUCCAGGCCGGCCAGAUCAUCACACGGUUAGAAGCUGAGAAAAAGGAAUUGCAACACAAAAUUGACAAGUUGGAGGACGAGCUCGAACAUGUAGAGAAGACGCAUUCUCAAAACGAUGGGAGACUGGAGGCUAUCAGCCAAGAAUUACGGAGCUUGAAGGGUCAGCUUGGAGUCAAAGACAGGAAGAUCUCAGAGCUGGAAUCAAAUUUGCACAACAUUGAAAGAGAAAAGGAAAGCAGAGCCGCAAGUCUUGACCAGGAGGUGCGAUCAUUACGAAGCCAAUUGUCACAACGAGAACGCAUGACCGAGGACCUCUCCAACAAACUUCAAAGGGCCGAGUCGUUACGAGAAACAGAAUCCAAGCGAAAGGCCGAAGGAUUUGAGGCCCAGAUACGGGCUCUCAAGAGCGAGUUGCUUGCAAAGGACCGUAAGAUGCAGGACAUGGAAGACAAAAUCGCCAAGAUUGACAAAGACGCUGAAAUGAAACUGGCCUCGACGUCCUCGGAGCUCGUCACCACCAAGAAACUGUUGCGAGAAGUCCAAGGUCAGAAUGACGAGCUACGCAGCCAGGUUACGACACUGUCCGCUCAGGCGUCCAAGCAUGCCGAAGCACUCCGUAGAAAGGAGGGUGAAUACUCGGCGCUGAUGGCCGAUGUGGAACAGCACGAGCGUGAGAAGCUGCGAUUGAAGAAGGAAAACGAUGCUCUCUCCGGAAGACACAGCAGCAUAGAACAACAGCACCGGAGUCUGCAAGGUGAUAUUGAGAGCAUGAAGGCACAAAGGGCACGAAUGGAGAUGGAAGCAGCCGAGGUGAGGAAGUGCUUGGAGAGAGCAAUGCCGUUUUUCACACAGCAUUUCUCUACACCAAGCUAGUUGAGUUGUAUUGGGACAGGCGCCCAAGGAUUACGGAGAACCAAGAAGUGAUGACAAUGUUGAUUUUCUGUCUUGUUUGCGUCAGAGGAUCUUGUCGAUGAGUGUAAUGUUUGGACGUUGAUGGGCCGAGUUUAUGGCGAUUCAGUCAAGACUGAACGCUGAACACCGGAGGAGUGUUUGAUCCCACUACUUAGAUGGGAGGUUUUGACUGAGGAACCGGAAGCAUUUUUUGGAAAGUGGUUCCUGGCAUGGCGAAACGGAUGGGAUGGAAAGGAUACCUUGUUACCAGCAGUCAGGACGUACAUAACACGAUGGUUAUACAAGAUUGUUUCGAUGGCUGUU